AUGGCUCCAAUCCCACCUACAUCCUACGCCGACGCUGGCUUCAAGGAGAUCUCCAUCUCCAACGUGCCCGAGUCGUCUCCUACCGUUACCAAAGUCGUCACGGUGGCCUUCAACCGUCCCAAGAAAUUCAAUGCCGUCACCGGAAGCAUGAUCGAGGAGCUAGUCGCCGCCUUCGAGCUCUUGGGCAAGGACAACAGGGUGCGCGCCAUCGUCCUAACGGGCAAGGGAAGGAUGUUUUGCGCCGGUGCCGAUUUGGAGAUUGGGUUCGCUGGCCUGAACCCGUACAAAGAUAGCGAAGAGGCCACGAACAAGUACAGAGACGGCGGCGGCCGAAUCGCGCUUGCAAUCGCCAACUGCCCCAAGCCCACCAUCGUCGCCGCCAACGGCUCCGCCGCCGGAGUAGGCUUCACCGUCAUGCUCGCGGCCACCAUUCGCGUAGCAUGGGAGGGCGCCAAGGUCGCCGCUCCCUUUACGCGACGAGGCAUCUGCCUCGAAUCGUGCAGCUCCUUCUUCCUACCCCGGCUCAUCGGGCUGUCCAAGGCCAUGCACAUCUCCACCACGGGUUCCACCUACCCCGUGACGGACCCGCUCGUGCGCGAUCUCUUCUCCGUGCUGCUCCCUACGCCCGAGGAGACGGUUGCCUACGCGACGAAACUAGCGCUAGACAUUGCCGAGAACACCUCCGAGGUCAGCACCAAGCUGAACCGCGACCUGCUUCUCUACUGCCAGGACAGCCCGCUCCAAGCCCACUUGGUGGAGUCUCGGGCCUUCCUAGCGCUCGCUGGUGCCCAGGAUAACAUGGAGGGAUCCGUCCGUGGAUGGUACUGGGCGGUAUACCCGCAGCCUGGUACAGAGCAUCUGGUCGAACCAGUCCUGUGGCUGAUUAUCGAGCGCAAGCGGGGCGCUGGAUAUGGCCGAAGAGCUGGUGGAACCCGGAUCCGUGUGGACUUGGAAGUCGAUCAAAUCGUACAGAAGAUCCGGCGUCUCGAGAAGGGGCGAAUGUAA
Molecule: messenger RNA, 1005 nt
Organism: Parascedosporium putredinis
Lineage: Eukaryota; Fungi; Ascomycota; Sordariomycetes; Microascales; Microascaceae
Source: the annotation of a GenBank genome assembly